Acomys russatus (golden spiny mouse) is the source of this 966-nucleotide messenger RNA. It is a transcript of the gene Znf74, whose product is annotated as zinc finger protein 74. Gene Ontology annotation, biological process: negative regulation of transcription by RNA polymerase II. Gene Ontology annotation, molecular function: DNA-binding transcription repressor activity, RNA polymerase II-specific. The record is from RefSeq and is a predicted model, not a curated record. NCBI's taxonomy places the organism in Eukaryota, Metazoa, Chordata, Mammalia, Rodentia, Muridae.
AUGGGUAGUGCCCGGUUCUGGGAGCUGCAGCAUAACGCUAUGUUUGGGACCAAGGCUGUGCCGUGGAAACCAGUUCCUAUUGCCAACAAGGAGAGCCAUGGCAGACACAGUGGGUCUGAGGAGACCUUCCCCCUGGGGUACCCCUUCUCUGAGCAAGGCACUCUUGCAGAAGACCAUACCUGUCAGACACAGCCAGUCCGUAGAGGGUCUGACUCAGACCCACCAAAGGGCGCACUUACCGUCAGGAGAGCUCAGACGAUCUGCACUGGAGGAGCACAGACAGCCCGGGGUGGGCAUGUCUGCGAGCAGCCAGUGCACGAAAAGGCCUUCAAAUGCCACCACGAGUGAGGCAAAGCAUUCCCCUGGAGCGCCAACCUCUGGGAGCAUCAGCUCUGCCACAAGGAGAAGCCCUUUUUCUGCCGUGAGUGUGCCAAGGGGUUCAGCUGCCACUCAUCGGGCAACGUGCACCACCGCACCCACACCCACGGGCGGUGUGGCCCUUACAAGUGCUGCGCCUGCCAGAAGGCCUUCAGCGGCCUCAGCUCGCUGCUCAGCAUGCACCGCAGAGAGCACCAGGGAGAGAGGCCAUACAUGAGCCGUGAGUGUGGCAAGGCCUUCAACCAGGGCCCACGCCUCAUCCGCCACCUCGGGAUCCACACAAGCAGGUACGGCUAAGCCUUCGCCUGCCGCUCUUCGCUCACGGGGUACGAGGAGAUCCACAGCGGUCACAAGCCAUUCAAGUGCGAGUUAUGCAUCCAUCAGCCGCGCCUCAGGCUUGCCCUCCACCAGAGGACGCACACCAGAGAGAAGCCAUUCAAGUGCCCCGAUGGCACCAAGGCCUUCAGCUGCCACUCGUACCUCGUGGUGCACCAGUGCGUCCACCCCGGCGAGAAGCCCUACAAAUGCCACCAGUGCAGCAAACACCAACCACCAGAAGAGAGGGCUUUCAGGAGCAGCGAAGAGUGA